Molecule: messenger RNA, 3439 nt
Organism: Scylla paramamosain (green mud crab)
Lineage: Eukaryota; Metazoa; Arthropoda; Malacostraca; Decapoda; Portunidae
Exons: 3
Coding region: 153-1019 (288 amino acids)
Biological process (GO): central nervous system formation; innate immune response
Cellular component (GO): extracellular region
Molecular function (GO): growth factor activity; Toll binding
Source: RefSeq, a predicted model, not a curated record
ACGCCGCCCAUUAGGUCCUCUCACCUGGCGACACCUGGCAUCACCUACGGCACUGUGCCACCACGUAUAUAUAGCAGCUCCGGGGCCGUCAUGGCGUUCAUAAGUUCCCUCUCUCCCCCUUUCCCUCUCCUCCGAGCUCCGAACACCACGCCAUGUCCUUAAUCCUAAUAGUGUGGGCAGUAGCAGCAAGUGUGGUGAGAGGAGAUGCUGACGCCAAAUCCGACCCUGCCUAUGUUUCCCAUCACGGCACGCCCCACCACUCCGUCCCUGCCUACCACCCCAGCACUUACGCCCCCACCCCAGCACCCUACCACCACACCACCCCCGCAUACCACCCCGUCACACCGGCAUACCACCACGUAACACACGCCUACGAAGCCGUCACACCAGCCUAUCACGCCGUCACACCAGUCUACCACCCCACAGGCUACCCCACCUCCGCGCCUGCCUAUCCACACGCGUAUCACCCUCCCACCGCAAAACCGGGGUAUGAAUUCAAAUGUUACGGUUAUGAUCAAGUUCCAACAUGUUCCUACAACACCACGAAACCCUGGUGCUUGUAUGACUACGAGUACCCACUGAAGGAGAUGGAGGAGGCGCUGCACUAUUUCAAGCAUCACGUUCUGACUUUGUACGCUGACGUGGCUGACUUGCACACUGGUAACUCGGUGAACAGACCCGAGAUACUGAAGGAGGAGACUUACUUGUGCCCAUCUGAGACGGCGUAUGUGCGGCCGCUGCGGGCUAUCAAUACUGAGGGCUACUGGAGGACUAUUGUCAAUAAUGUAAAGGUGGACUACGAGGUGUUGACACAGACGACCCGCGUGGAGGAAUGCCAGAGUUACGCCGAGUGCCCGCUGGUGCCUCACUGCUACGAGUCCAAGUGCCUGCAGAAGUUCAUCUACCACCGCUUCUUGGUGUACGACCCUUGUGACGAGUACUUCCCCUUCGCCGUGGAGACCUUCCAGCUCCCCGCCAGCUGCGCCUGUUUCCUCGGCGCCUCCUCCCUCGACCACUAACACAUGUACACAGAAGAAGAACAAAUCGCAGUAUUUUAACCUAACAGCAGAUGUUAUACUUUGAUCAUGUCCUGACGAGGCUGUGUGUGAUAAGUUGCACUGUCUUAACACUCCUCACGAAGUUCCUUAUUAGUGUAGAUCAUAUACUCUAGUUCACGUUUCCCUCUGGUACUUGGAAACACUGCCAACACUUAUCACUUGUUUCUCUCUCACUUGAAAACACUCUCUAAACACUUAGCACUAGUUUCUUUCACUUGGAAACACUCUCUAAAUACUUAACACUAGUUUCUCUCACUUGGAAACACUCUGAGCACUUAACACUAGUUUCUCUCAUACUUAAAGACACUUAACACUUACCACCUGUACACUUUCAAAUACUUCCUCACAUAUGUGCUUGAUGUGCACUCCCUCGCACUAGCACAUGCAUUCAUCACCGAACAAUAGCACUUCCUCACGCUGUUCCUUAUAGACGACAAUACAUUAAUUUACUUUCUUCUCUGCCUCUCUCCUCCUAUAUCGUAACCGUCCUUAUCUUGUUUUUCUUUUCCUUUUUCUUUUUUUUUUUUUGUUCCUUCUUUACGUGACGUAGUACGGUCAGCACACCGAUACGAACACGCCCUCUGUAAACUAGUAUCACUCCAAGCAAUGCGCAGUGCCUUAUGGGUAGCCUGCAGUAGUAUUAGUAGUACCCUGCAAUUCACAUCACCUUCUCGCUUCUCUUCCUCCAAGACGAUGAACACGCCUCCACGUCCUGCUGUCUCGUAAACCAGUGCGUGUAGAUAUUCUAUUGUAAUAGCGAGAACACUUAAGUUCACUCUUCUUUCUUUACAACGAACACGUCCCUACAUCAUCCAGCUAUCUCAUAAACCAGUGCUUAUAUAUACUCAGCAGUAAUGGCACGUGUACACUUAAGGUCACGCUCUCUUUACAACGAACAUAUUCCCACAUCUAGCUAUCUCAUGAACCAGUGCAUAUAGAUAUUCUGUAAUAAUAAUAUAUGUAGACUUAAGUUCACAUUCCACUCUCGUCUCCUCAUACCUACAUCUCUCCUUCUAGAGUUUUUUCCUACCACAUUCUCCUCACAAUAUUUUUCCCCCGUCUUUUCUUCCCAGACAAAGCAUUUAUAACACAAAGUCUGAGAUGUAGAACACAACGCUUGCACGCCUCAGAUAGCACACACGCAUUUUUUUUUUUAAUGCACAAGGGAGGAAUUCAGAAAAAAAAAAAAAUCACUAAUUGUCUUUCUCAGAAUCUCCUCACAAACUCUUUGUUUUGAGACGUCGCUGUUGUCAAAUCCUUUAAUGCUUUGUUCUCUCAUUAGGACUAUUUUCAAGGGCCACGAAGAUGAUCAACUAUGUUCUUGUACGUGCUUUUUCUCCUUGAUGGUAUAGAAUAUUUGUUAAGCCAUAAGGAAAAACACCCUUGAACACUCUACAGAGAUUAUUAGUUGUGUUCUUAUAGAUUUUCUUCCCUUGAUGGUAUAAAAUAUUUGUUAAGCCAUCAACGAAUCAUGGAAAAAACAUCCUUGAAAACCCAAUGCCUUCCACUACAACCUGUUGGAAAUGGAGAUAGAGCGCCGAAACGUUUAGGAAUACGCUCCUGAUGUAAUACAGCUGGUAACUGAGCAAUUACCGUAUAUGGAGCUUCAUUGCCAGUGAUUGUAUUGAUUAAUUAUGUCCAUCCCGGAACCCUCAAGCUUCCUGGUGGCACGUGAAGAAAGCAGUUCUCUAGUCGUUUGUGUGUGUGUGUGUGUGUGUGUGUGUGUGUGUGUGUGUGUGUGUGAACGCCCAACUAGCUAUAACCCAAAAGAGAUCUUUCGAUGUACCCUUAUUUUUGUACCAAAUGACCACAAGAAUAGAUACUUAUUUGUAGCUUCAUGUAGAGCAAAUAUAUUUUUGAGGAAACGCGCCUUUUAUCCUUAUAUUAGUUUAUGGUUGUACAUGACCGCCACCAGGUACCACCACUUGGGUAUUGGGCUCCUGCUACUGAACUAAACCUCCCCAAUUCAUAAGAUCCUCAAAUUAAAUUGCUCUUCAGUUCCUACGGGCAACAGGUCACGUGAGGAGCGCCUGGUACUGAACUAAAGGGCCUCCAUUCACAAGAUCCUUAGGUUAAAUGGUGCCUCAAUUCCUAUGGGCAUCUUAUGGGCCACAGGUCACAUGCAGGGACCGCCACGUGUAGGCCUGAAGGGUUCUUGCGGCAUCUUUUAUUUUCUAAUGUUCUUGUGUGGCCGUUACUGUGGUGCUAAAAAGGUAAAUCUUCUCUUUCACUGCUACUUGGCACCACUUGGUUUCUUUCUUAACCAUCACCUUUAAAUAUUAUACCUGAUGAAAACUGAAAAAUCUAUUUUUAAUCUUUUUUUCUAGCAGGUAUUUGUAAAAACUCUCUCUACAGGCACCAUUAAAUAUUAUACUGACUAC